Molecule: messenger RNA, 2644 nt
Organism: Thrips palmi
Lineage: Eukaryota; Metazoa; Arthropoda; Insecta; Thysanoptera; Thripidae
Product: ribosomal oxygenase 1-like
Exons: 11
Coding region: 143-2089 (648 amino acids)
Cellular component (GO): nucleolus
Molecular function (GO): histone H3K4 demethylase activity; histone H3K36 demethylase activity
Source: RefSeq, a predicted model, not a curated record
UCUUCUGUUGCUUUGCAGAGAUGAAAACAACAUCCAUAUUGCAAUUGAGUUUAGGUUUUGUUGUUUCGUUUGGUUGUUUGAUGCUUGUGAAGUUUAUUUGUGCAAUUUUCCUGUGAGAGUUCAGAGAUCUAUUUGACAAAAAAUGGUAGCUGUUUCGGAAAUGUCAGCGUACGAAGUGUAUCAGCUCAAUAAUGCUGAUAAGAGGCAAGAGAAUGCUGCCAGGCUCAAAGAGAAAAGGAAGAGAAAGAUUGCUAAACGAAAGCAGUUCAAGCUUAAUACAUUGGCUGCCAGUGAGUUACUUGAAGCUGCUUCAGAACAUUCGAAGAGGAGCUCUGGUAAAGAUGCCGAACAAACUGCAGUCAGCGGAAAGGAACCAAUGAUCACUAUUGUCGAAGCACCGAAAAAGACCAAGUUGAACAAUGGCUCUGUGAAGGAGAAAAAGAAGACCAGCAAAUCUGACGAUAGUCCGAAAAGUGUACAGGAAUCCAACCAGAAAUCUUCUGGGGCCAAAAGAGAUUCUCCCACUAAGGUGCUGUCAGUGGCUAAGGAAGACUCGUCUUCAAUUGCGAAAGGAAACCGGCAUCCUGCUGUUUCUUCUAAGGCUAAGAAACAUGCCUCUUCUCCAGCCCAGUCGAUGUCAGGUUCCAAAGCUUCAGAAUCUGAAUCAGUUUCUUUGUCAGGCUCUGAAAGCAGUGUACAGAUUGCUGAAAAUUUCUUCUCAUGGUUAAUGGACCCAAUCAGCAAAGAGGAUUUCUUCAGUCUUUAUUGGGAGAAGAGACCUGUCCACAUUGGUCGAGAAGAAAACCGUGACUACUACAGUGGUCUUUUGUCAACAGCUGGCAUUGAUGCUAUGCUGCGCAAGAAUAAUAUUCUGUAUGGAAAAAAUAUUGACAUCACAUCAUACACUAAUCAGAAAAGAGAAACUCUGAAUUCGACUGGACGUGCCCAUGCUGCAGUAGUGUGGGACUACUAUCGCAAUGGUUGUAGCAUACGUCUGCUGAACCCUCAGACUUAUCAUGCUCAACUGAGAGAGCUGAAUACAAGGCUUCAGGAAGUGUUUGGUUCUUUUGUUGGGAGCAAUGCUUACCUCACUCCCCCCAACUCCCAAGGAUUUGCACCGCACUAUGAUGACAUAGAGGCAUUUGUUCUACAAAUUGAAGGCAGCAAAAUGUGGCGUGUAUAUGCUCCAAGGGAUGCAAGUGAAACAUUGCCUAGAACAUCUAGCCCUAAUUUUACUCAAGAAGAAAUUGGUGAACCACUUCUUGAAGUCCACUUGAAAGCAGGGGACAUUUUAUAUUUCCCUCGGGGCUUUAUUCAUCAGGCAAACACUGUGCCAGGCGAGCAUUCCCUGCAUGUAACCAUAUCAGCUUAUCAGAGAAAUUCUUGGGCAGACCUGCUAGAGAAGCUUGUUCCAGCAGCUUUAUCUAACGCAAUUGAUGAAGAUGAAGACUUUAGAAAGGGCAUGCCACUUGAUGUAUUGAAUCACUUAGGAGCAGUUCAUUCUGAUUCAGAAUCACCUGAAAGAAAGGCCAUUAUGAAGAAAUUAAAGCGUCUGUUCAGCAAGCUUUUUGACUAUGCCCCUGUUGAUGCAGCCUCUGAUCAGCUAGCCAAGGAUUACAUUCAUGGAGCACUUCCACCGUGCUUGUCAUCAGCCGAAAAGAAAUGUUCAGUGCUGGAAAACAGUGAUAGAAUGAAGGAAAAUGGCCAGUGCCAAGGAGCUGUCAUAUUAGCACUUGAGACUCCUCUCAGACUCACUCGUUCCAAUGUCUUGAGGUUGGUCUCUGAAGAAGAACCUGACUGUGUAAAACUCUAUCAUUCUAUGGAAAACUCAUUGGAGUAUCAUGGGGAAGAUAUUCAGUGGAUUGAGAUUCCUGUUCAUUUCGCUCCCGCAGUUGAACAUUUAAUUCUUUCAUACCCUAAAUUUACUCCCAUUUAUGAGCUUCCUCUAGAAAAUGAUGCAGAUAAGAUACAAUUAGCUACUGAAUUGUGGGAACGUGCCCUUGUUCUCACUCAAGAACCCCUUCCUGUUCGUAUUGAUGAUGGUGGUGAUGUUGAUGAUGAAGACUCUGACGAUGAUGGUGAUGAAUGAGUGAUAGGCAGAUUUGCCCUCACAGAUGUUUCAUUGGAAUCAUUUUAAUUAUUUUUUCUUGGGAACCUUGAAUGUAUAACAUGUGAAGAUUCGUCAUGCAAUAGAAAUGUUCUGUGUGUUAAUUUUUGGCUGCUGAUGAUGAUGAAUGAAUGAAAGACAGAUUUACCCACACAGAUUUUUCAUUUCAAUAUUUUGAAUUAUGUUUUCUCCUGGAACCUUUUAUGUAUGACACGUGAAGUAGAUUCCUCAGGCAAGAGAAAUAUGCUGUGAGUAAAUGUGCCUUAAAGAUUGACUGUGGAACACAAUUGUUUCUCAUCUUCUCCCGGUUUGUACAAGACUUAAGAUAGUUUAUAAUGUUCCGUGCUGUGAUUAUUUCUUGAAAAUGAUUAUUAUUUAGUAUGUCUCAUGUUAACCUGUACCUAUGUACUAUUUGUCAGGUAUGAAGAUGUCUUAAGUUGUUGUUUUUUAAUCAUGCCUAUUGUUCUGCUUUUCUGAACAUACUUUGACUCAGGAAUGUUGUUCUCACAAGAAAUUAAUUAAAAAGGUUAACAUAAA